UUAAAGACAGAGACUGACCACAUCAGCUGGGUUUUCUGCAGAGUAAAAAAAAAAAAAAAGACAACAGCCAAUCAUGUCUGAGGCACCAAGAAAAUCAAAGAUCUCUGCAUCUCGCAGACUGGCUCUCAAGACCAAGCUGCUGAAAAUUGCAGGUGUGAUGUGGGAGAAAGAGAAAGAUGAAAAGAAGCAGGAGAGAGAAGCUACUCUGAGUGAGAGACUCCCUCCACUUCAGCUGUCUGGUUUGUCCAUGCAGGACCUUCAGGCUCUGUGCAAAGACUUGCACCACAAGAUUGAUGUGGUAGAUGAAGAGCGCUACGACAUUGAUGCCAAGGUGGCCAAGAACAACACAGAGAUUGAAAAUCUGUCCCAGAAGAUUUGUGAGCUCAAAGGUAAGAUGAAGCGGCCUGCUCUCAAGAGGGUGAAGAUCUCAGCUGACGCCAUGCUGGGAGCUCUGCUGGGCGCUAAGGUCAAAGAGUCUGUGGACUUCAAGGCCAACCUGAAGACAGUGAAGAAAGAGGAGGAGAAGAAAGAGGAAGUGACUGACUGGCGUAAGAACGUGGAGGCCAUGUCUGGUAUGGAGGGCAGGAAGAAGCUGUUUGAUGCUGGACAGUAGAUUUAUAUUUCUGGAUAUUUUAAGUACGAAUCCUGUUCUGUAGGGUUUUAGAGUAGAGAGGAAAACAGAGUAAAGCCACUACGCACAAUUAGCAAGCACACUGUGCAUGUUUGAGUAUGGGCAGGUGUAUAGACUUCACAUGUAGUAUGCACAAAUAAUUCAGAUUUAAAGGACUGUGAUUGUAUUAUUUUUUUUUGCAUAGACAAGAGCUGCACUGUGUGGUGAUUUUAUGAUGUCGGGACUUGUAAAACUCUUGAACUGUCUAUACGUUGAUCACAGAAAGAACAAAGGAAAAUUUGCUGUUUCUUGAUCCUGAAAUGUGUGGAAAGACCGUGAUAAUAAAAACUUCUGAUCAACACAGAAAA
This is a messenger RNA of Stegastes partitus (bicolor damselfish), 978 nucleotides long. RefSeq names its product troponin I, slow skeletal muscle-like. Gene Ontology annotation, cellular component: troponin complex. The transcript has 8 exons. Lineage: Eukaryota; Metazoa; Chordata; Actinopteri; Pomacentridae. Gene Ontology annotation, biological process: cardiac muscle contraction; skeletal muscle contraction. Bases 74 to 613 code for a protein of 179 amino acids. The record is from RefSeq and is a predicted model, not a curated record.